CUUGCAUCAUCUGGGAGGCUGAUCAAGCUGAUCUGACAGCUCACAUAUGACUCUACUGUUCACGAGGACAAGAAGGUAUCUGCCUUGUGACAUUCCUCGUCCAUGUCUUGAACGCUCACUAUAAUCUGGACGUGUCUUAUACCGUGAAGGUUCUCUCGAAACAGCCACCUUGUAUUGAAAUCAACUAUCCACAGCCCUCAUAACUUUCUGCCUUCCAACCGCCCAAGAUUACUGCCCCGCAUUGCUCACCCCGCGGUCGUGAUUACCAAACACCGACGAGCUCGCUUCAACAUCUGCGACUUUACAUUGGGGUUCACCUCUGGAAUCGAAACAGCCGCGUGAUAUAUAUAUAUAAAUCUCACAAUAUCGAAUCAGCGACUUGCAGGCAUCGACGCCAUCGCAACUGUAUUGGAACGCUGCCACCGUUGCACCGACUCCACAAACAUGGCCGAGUCCUCAGGGAAGCCGGCUGCGAAAGAUGGCGUUGCCCUCAAGUUUGCGACUUUCUCCUCUGAGAUUGAGUUGCCUUUCUACUCUGCGCUUUUCUCAUCCAAGCUCGAACAUGACAAGCUCAGCGACUCUGCGCGGCCCGUUCUGGGACUCUACGAGCCGCGACCAGGCGUGGCACCAGACGACUCCGUCAAGAUGCAGGUUCUGGGUAGCGCUCUGACUAGUCACCAUGUCCCAGCGGGCGCAGUACGGGCUGAAGGAAUAAUUCGAAAUCUUAAUACUCUAGACGCGUUCAAGAGUGUAGACAAGAGCGAGGUCAUACAAAAUGCUGCAAGACAGAUUUGGGAUGCUAUCAAGGAUGGCACGAUAUAUUCGGUACCUUCGUUACUUGCCUCAUACGUCAUUCUCUCGUACGCGGAUUUGAAGAAAUAUCGGAUGACAUACUGGUUCUGUUUUCCAACUUUACCAUCAGAUCCUCUGUGGAAAAGAGUUGGUGAUAUCGGUCGCUUCUCGGCAGACGAGAGUACGGCUUUAGUUGAACGCAUCGGCACUUGGCGUUAUAGCGUCGACAACAGGGAAUACGGCUUCUUCCUGGCAAAGAAGGUUCGAGGUCAUGAUGCCGAAGCAUUGCGCUCCUCUCUUGACAUGCCUGAUGAGGCGAACCUGGGCUACAAGUGGGAGGUCGGGUCACUCCGCGACUUUGAAACGGGAUUUUUCAACGGCAUUCCCCAAGAAGAUACAUACGUGGCUUUCGUCGACUCGUCCAACUACGAAGAACAUCCCGCCUGGCCACUACGGAACUUAUUAGUCCUGAUCCGGCAACGCUUCCACCUCACCAAAGUUCAAAUACUCUGCUACCGUGAUAUACAAUCACGUAGACACGAAGCACGCAGUUUGGUUCUUCCACUUGCCAUGGAUGCAGUGCAGACAAUGGAAACUGCUGAUAUGCCAAAACCCACUGGCUGGGAACGUAACCCAGCUGGUAAAGUAGCCCCAAGAUCAGUCAGUUUGGCAGAGUCGAUGGAUCCGACAAGGAUUGCGGACCAAUCUGUUGACUUGAAUCUUAAACUGAUGAAGUGGCGCAUUUCACCUGAGCUUAAUUUGGACAUCAUAAAGAACACCAAAUGCUUGCUUUUGGGUGCCGGUACCCUUGGGAGUUAUGUAUCGAGAAACCUCAUGGGAUGGGGGGUGCGAAAGAUCACCUUCGUGGAUUACGGAGCGGUCUCAUUCUCGAACCCCGUACGUCAGCCUCUUUUCAACUACAAAGACUGUCUAAAUGGAGGUGCGCCGAAGGCUACCAGAGCGGCAGAAUCAGUCAAGGAAAUCUACCCUGGUGUCGAGAGCGAGGGCCACGUGUUGUCGGUACCCAUGCUGGGACAUCCUGUCACUGAUAAGACGAAGCAAGAUUUCGAAAAGUUGAAAGCACUCAUCGAUUCACACGACGCCAUAUUCUUACUCAUGGACAGCCGAGAAUCAAGAUGGUUGCCCACGGUCAUGGGCAAAGCCGCCGGCAAAAUUGUCAUGAAUGCAGCGCUUGGGUUUGACACAUAUGUGGUCAUGAGGCAUGGCCCCGAAGCUAGGAAUGAAGGCGAAAAGACUCUUGGUUGCUAUUUCUGCAAUGAUGUAGUCGCACCUGGCGAUUCACAGAAGGACUUGACGCUCGAUCAACAGUGCACUGUCACCAGACCUGGAGUCGCGGCGAUCGCAUCUGCGCUCCUUGUCGAACUCUUGACCAGUAUACUACAGCACCCUGAAGGUGCACAUGCUCCGGCACCAGUUCCUGCAGACGGGGGUGGGAGAUCCUUUCAGCGCGACCCACCAAACCAUGCUCUCGGCCUUGUACCUCAUCAAAUUCGCGGCUUUUUGGCCGACUUCAACAAUAUGGUCAUCAAGGGCGAGUCUUACCCUUCCUGUAGCGCUUGCAGCAAGCCGAUACUCGAUGCGUACAGGAAUGAUGGGUGGGACUUCCUGAAACGUGCACUCGAAGACAAAGAGUAUGUCAGCGAACUCAGCGGCCUUGCUGAGGUUCAAAGACAGGCAUCAGCAAUCGAGAAUGAUCUUGAUUGGGAUGAGGAGGAAGAUGGUAGUAAGGACGGUGAGGAUGAAGCAGUACUUCUUUAGCAAAUGCCUCUUCUCAUCACUGACCUAGGGUCAACUGCACACAUGAAAGUUCAUGAUUCUUUGGAAAUUAAUCGCGCCCAUUUGGAUGAAAGCUUUUCGUGAGCUGGAGUUUGGGGAUUGGAAGUGAAAAUGUGGAUGGAUUUAUUUUAUCACUGCAUCGGAUGGCGACGGGAAUAGGCGUUGGGCGUGUUGAACGGGAUCAGACUGUAUUGUUACGUCGAACGAGGUCUUAACCAUGAACCGUAAUAUUCGAAAGUCUUAAAUUUUCAAGCAUAAAAUUCU
Messenger RNA from Truncatella angustata, 2853 nucleotides. RefSeq lists its product as uncharacterized. NCBI's taxonomy places the organism in Eukaryota, Fungi, Ascomycota, Sordariomycetes, Amphisphaeriales, Sporocadaceae. The transcript has 3 exons. The coding region runs from base 445 to 2571 and encodes 708 amino acids. Gene Ontology annotation, biological process: piecemeal microautophagy of the nucleus; autophagy of mitochondrion; cellular response to nitrogen starvation. The record is from RefSeq and is a predicted model, not a curated record. Gene Ontology annotation, molecular function: Atg12 activating enzyme activity; Atg8 activating enzyme activity. Gene Ontology annotation, cellular component: cytoplasm; phagophore assembly site.